AUGGUUCGCUUAACGUCACGCUCCUUCCUCCACGUAUUGCCGGAAUUGGUCGUUGGGAACUUCGACCAUCCGUUUUAUGCCCAAGUAACCGAGCUCAAUCGAGGCGAGGUCACGUUCCAGAGUUUAGAAGGUGGAGAAGGAACACUCCCCCGUAAUGUGGCCGCUGAACGUGUUGUCUCUACCAAGGAAGUAACUCAAUCGGGACAGCUCUCAUACCUAAGGCGGACUGUAGCUGUUCCGGAAGCGGGGCAGGUUCACUUUGGACAAGUGGUACAAGUGGACGGAGACCAGGUAGUCGUGAGGUCCGGUGGAUUGGAAUUUGUCGCCGCAAUGGGCUCUGCAUCACUUGUGGCUCGGAUAAUUGCUUUCAUAUUACAACACGUCCGAUUUAACCUGGACGAGUGA
Molecule: messenger RNA, 405 nt
Organism: Phytophthora nicotianae INRA-310
Lineage: Eukaryota; Oomycota; Peronosporomycetes; Peronosporales; Peronosporaceae
Exons: 1
Coding region: 1-405 (134 amino acids)
Source: RefSeq, a predicted model, not a curated record